Molecule: messenger RNA, 954 nt
Organism: Lolium rigidum
Lineage: Eukaryota; Viridiplantae; Streptophyta; Magnoliopsida; Poales; Poaceae
Product: momilactone A synthase-like
Exons: 2
Coding region: 1-954 (317 amino acids)
Source: RefSeq, a predicted model, not a curated record
AUGUUCAGAGCCGUGCAGCUAGUUAUCAGGGAGAAGUACUAUGGCAGUGUAGCUCAUGUGGCGAUCUCGUCAGGUCGCGUCCAUGGCUUCUCCACGGCUGCGAACACUCAGGGUCAGAGGCUCGCUGGUAAAGUAGCGGUCAUCACGGGCGCCGCGAGUGGCAUCGGCAAGGCGACGGCCGCGGAGUUCAUCCGUAACGGUGCCAAGGUCAUCAUAGCCGAUGUGCAGGACGACCUGGGCCGCUCUGUGGCCGUGGAGCUCGGGCCGGACGCCGCCUACACCCGUUGCGACGUCUCCGACGAGGCGCAGAUCGCCGCAGCCGUCGACCUCGCCGUGGAGCGGCACGGCCACCUCGACAUCCUCUACAGCAACGCGGGCAUCUCCGGAUCCCCGUUGCAGGCUUCCGUGGGCGCGCUGGACCUCGACGACUUCGACCGCGUGAUGGCGGUCAACGCGCGGUCGGCGGUCGCGUGCAUCAAGCACGGCGCGCGCGUCAUGGCGCCGGGGCGCCGCGGCGGCAGCAUCCUCUGCACGGCCAGCGUCAUCGGCGUGCUCAGCUACGGCUCCCCGAUCCUCGCGUACGCGAUCUCCAAGGCCACCGUCGUCGCCGCGGUGCGAGCGGCCGCGGGACCGCUGGCGCGCGACCGGGUGCGGGUGAACGCCAUCUCGCCGCACGCCAUCGCGACGCCGCUGACGGUGCGGUCCAUGGCGGAGAUGUUCCCUGACGCGGGUGAGGACGCGCUGGUGCGGGUGGUGGAGAGGGACUGGAGCGAGCUGGACGGCACCGUGCUGGCGGUGGAGGACGUGGCCAGGGCGGCGCUGUACCUGGCGUCCGACGAGGCCAGGUACGUGACCGGGCACAACCUGCUCCUCGACGGCGGGUUCACCGCGCACAAGGGCGUCAGCAUGCCGACCCUGGAGGCUGUGGAUCGAUCAGUAGUGAGACGACAGUGA